GCAGGUUUCUAAAUGCGCCAUGUCUGCGAGCGUAGAGCCUGUUGCAAAACUGAGCGCUCUUGCGAAGCGGAGGCCCAUGUCUGUGUCUUUCACACUAUAGUUCGAAUAUAAACCAGAAGCGCAAACCAAGAUGGAGUAUCAGUGGAAACCAGACGAGCAAGGACUUCAGCAAAUUUUACAGCUUCUGAGAGAGUCACAGUCGCCGGACACGUCCACUCAGCGAUCAGUCCAACAAAAACUUGAGCAAUUAAACCAGUAUCCUGACUUCAACAACUAUUUAAUUUUUGUCCUUACAAAGCUGAAAUCAGAAGAUGAGCCCACAAGGUCUUUGAGUGGCCUGAUAUUGAAGAAUAACGUGAAGGCUCACUACCAGAACUUUCCCAAUGGCGUGUCAGACUUCAUCAAGAACGAAUGCCUGCAAAACAUUGGUGACUCCUCCCCUCUCAUUCGAGCGACAGUGGGUAUUUUGAUCACGACCAUCGCCUCGAAGGGAGAACUGCAGAACUGGCCGGAUCUGCUUCCAAAGCUGUGCGCCCUGCUGGAUUCUGAAGACUACAACACGUGUGAGGCAAGUGGUAGCUCUACAUCUGCUGGGGUCCUUAACCACUUAAGAUGCAAGUCCCAUGCCAUUGCUUGCGUCAACCAGUUCAUCAUUAGCCGAACUCAAGCGCUCAUGCUCCACAUCGAUUCCUUUAUCGAGAACCUCUUUGCGCUGGCGGGGGAUGAGGAAUCCGAGGUGAGGAAGAAUGUCUGCCGUGCCCUGGUCAUGCUGCUGGAGGUCCGCAUGGAUCGGCUGCUCCCACACAUGCACAACAUCGUUGAGUAUAUGCUGCAGAGGACUCAGGACCAGGACGAGAACGUGGCCCUGGAGGCCUGUGAGUUCUGGCUCACGCUAGCCGAGCAGCCAGUGUGCAAGGACGUGCUGUGCGGACACCUCUCCAAGUUAACCCCUGUUUUAGUUAAUGGGAUGAAGUAUUCGGAGAUUGAUAUCAUACUGCUUAAGGGAGAUGUGGAGGAGGACGAGGCCAUCCCAGACAACGAGCAGGACAUCCGGCCAAGGUUCCACCGCUCGCGGACGGUGGCCCAGCAGCACGAGGCCGACGGCAUCGAGGAGGGGGAUGAUGAUGACGAAGACCUGGAUGAUGACGACACCAUUUCUGACUGGAAUUUGAGAAAGUGCUCUGCUGCUGCCCUGGAUGUCUUGGCCAAUGUGUUUCGGGACGACCUGCUGCUGCACAUACUGCCCCUGCUGAAGGAGCUCCUCUUCCACCCAGAGUGGGUCAUCAAGGAGUCGGGCAUCCUGGUGCUGGGUGCCAUUGCUGAAGGCUGUAUGCAGGGCAUGAUCCCCUACCUGCCCGAGCUCAUCCCUCACCUGGUGCAGUGUCUGUCGGACAAGAAGGCCUUGGUGCGCUCCAUCACCUGCUGGACGCUGAGCCGCUACGCGCACUGGGUGGUGAGCCAGCCCCCCGACACCUACCUGAAGCCCCUGAUGACAGAGCUGCUUAAACGCAUCCUGGACAGUAACAAGCGCGUCCAGGAGGCUGCCUGCAGUGCCUUCGCGACGCUGGAGGAGGAGGCUUGCACAGAGCUGGUGCCCUACCUCGCCUACAUCCUGGACACCCUUGUCUUCGCCUUCAGCAAGUACCAACAUAAGAACCUGCUCAUCUUGUACGACGCCAUCGGGACCCUGGCCGACUCCGUCGGGCACCACCUCAACAAACCGGAGUAUAUUCAGAUGCUGAUGCCACCACUUAUUCAGAAGUGGAAUCAGCUUAAGGAUGAAGACAAGGAUCUCUUCCCUUUACUUGAGUGCCUGUCCUCUGUGGCCACCGCCUUGCAGUCUGGCUUCCUCCCAUACUGUGAACCUGUGUACCAGCGCUGCGUCAACCUGGUGCAGAAAACCCUUGCACAAGCAAUGCUACACCACUCGCAGCCAGACCAGUAUGAAGCACCAGACAAAGACUUCAUGAUUGUAGCCCUAGAUCUGUUGAGUGGCCUGGCAGAGGGACUGGGCGGUAACAUCGAGCAGCUGGUGGCGCGUAGCAACAUCCUUACGCUAAUGUAUCAGUGCAUGCAGGACAAAAUGCCUGAGGUCAGGCAGAGUUCAUUUGCCCUUCUGGGCGAUUUAACCAAGGCUUGUUUUCCCCAUGUCAAGCCAUGUAUUGCUGAUUUUAUGCCUAUUCUGGGCACUAAUCUAAACCCCGAAUUAAUUUCUGUGUGCAACAAUGCAACAUGGGCAAUCGGAGAGAUAUCUAUUCAGAUGGGCGCUGAAAUGCAGCCCUACGUAGCCAUGGUGUUACACCAGCUGGUGGAGAUCAUUAACAGACCAAAUACCCCCAAGACAUUGUUGGAGAAUACAGCAAUAACAAUUGGUCGUCUUGGUUACGUUUGUCCUCAAGAGGUGGCUCCCAUGCUACAGCAGUUUAUAAGACCCUGGUGCACCUCUUUACGUAACAUAAGAGACAAUGAGGAGAAAGAUUCUGCUUUUCGAGGCAUCUGCACUAUGAUCAGUGUCAAUCCAGGAGGAGUGGUGCAGGACUUUAUAUUUUUCUGUGAUGCAAUUGCCUCAUGGGUUAAUCCAAAGGAUGAUCUACGAGACAUGUUCUGUAAGAUACUCCAUGGAUUCAAGAACCAAGUGGGAGAUGAAAAUUGGAGACGAUUCUCGGAUCAGUUUCCAUUGCCCCUGAAGGAGCGUCUGGCAGCCUUCUAUGGCGUGUAACUUCAUAGGUGGCAAGAGGAGUGCAUGCGCGGGGAUCAUUCACUGUGGGAGACAACGGGGGCCUCUAUACCCAGGGGAAAUGCCCAUUACUGGGGGGACUGGGGGACCCAGUGGGGUGGGGGGGUGGGCUCAGUGUGUUUCCAGCCCCUCUGAGUGGGUGGGAGGGACGAGUCGGCCAUGCGGCUGUUUAUGCAGAGAGGCGAAUAAAACCCAACGGGCCAAUUUAGUGGGAGGAAAAAAAAAUAAGCUUUUAACAAGUCAUUCAAAAAGAAGACGAGAUUUUGUUUUCUAUUGCGCAUCUAUGUAGGUGUGAUUGAAACUGGGAUUUUUUUUUUUCAAGAUGGGUUAAAACUUCAGAGAAAAUGCUGAAGAUGGGAUUCUAGAUCAGUCUGAUGGCACACACCUAAGAAGAUAGUAAUACAGAAAAUCAACAAUUUUACCAAUAUGAAGAAUAUAUGAUGCAGAUGGUCUUGGAUGCUGACCUUGUGUCUCUUCAGUGAACAGCUGCUAGCACAGGAUGAGUAGUAGUGGCGAUAAUUCAUACAAAUGCUAUUGUUUUCGACAGUCUAGCCGGCUAACAGCUAGCGGGUUCUCUGCUUCUGCAUAUCAUAGGAAUAAAUGACAUCCUCAUAUCAUCAUAAUCAGAACAAUUGUUAAAAACUGAAUUUGGCAGCAGCAAUGCCAUUUUAGAAACAUCUAGAAAGCUGGAGAUUUGACAUGUACAUUGGGGCUGGUGCCUCAAAAGUACAGCCGAUUGCAGGCAGUGAAGGCGAUGGUGUAUGUCAGGAUUAGUGUGUUACACCAGUUUUCUGUUGCAUUGCCCAGUGUUCUAAUUUCCCACUGCAGCCCCUUUGGUUGUAGAACUGAGAUUCUGUUAAGGAUAGGUUUAAAUAACAAUAGUUCCAAUAAAGCCAUGAGAUACCAAUAGGAAAUAAGAUUAAGGUUGAUAAUAGUAGCGACUUUAAACCUGCACAUCGUGGGAAUCCGAUAUACCUGUGCAAUACUUUUUGCUUCUGUGCUGUCAAUGUAAUGUGCUUUCUGCAUGGACAUAUACUAGUGAAUAAACCAGAUUUUUCUGGGACUACAAGCUGUGUGGUUAGGAAAAACUGUUAAGGGCUUUGUUGAACAUUGGUCGGCACCGAAGGACAGCAAUCAGUGUCUGCUUGAGGUUCUUGGUCGUCCACCUCCACUCAACUUGGUUUUUAUUUAAUUUUAUUUUAUUUUAUUUAAUUUUUUUUAACGCAUGAUCUUAAGAAUGCUUAUAAUUAGUUAUUUAAAUGGAUGUAAUAAGCAGGGUACUCAAAUUUGAUUCGCGCAUGUUGGUGGCCUCACUACCCUAAGUAGAUUAAUGGGUAAUAUAUCGAUAAUGAAAGGUGGAUUAUGACCCUCCAUUACCUACUUAUUUGGCAUUUUUUAAUUUCUCAUUUUUAGGCUACAUAUUGUGAGUAAGCCCUUAUGUGUUCAGCCUAUCCCUUCACCUUAAUAUGUAUUUGUUACAUUGUUUAAUACUGUGAACCUGGAACAAAAUAGAUCUGGUACUAUUAAGUGUUUUGUUUUGAUUUUCCAAAGUGCGAGUCUUGAAUAUGUAGAUCGGCUGACUGUAUCCCAUGAUGAACAGAGGGCAGGCAGGAUGAUGGGAUGUACCAACUAAAACUCGCUCUGCUGGUCAGAGUGAAGCCCACCAUUUCCCCCCUUCCUCUACCACUUUUCUUUCUUUGCUUUCGUAACAUACCUACACAUUGGUGCCCUUCUAAAGCCAUAGCGGAUUCUGGCAGAGACUUAAGUGUUUAGCGCUAAUACGUCACUCCCCUAAUUUUAAUGGAUCUUUGCGUGCUCUCAUUCUGUGCGUGAGUGGCACCGUCUGUCCCAACCUGCAAAAGUGAAAGGCACAUAAGUCUCCUUUUUAAAAUCAUUUGGGGUUAUCAUUUCCACAUUCCUCAUCUUCCUGGACUGGAUGCCUCCACUUUAAUUUACCGUGAAGAAUACUGUAUUCCAUGUAAAAUUCUGAGAAUUACCCUAUCGAUGUUUUACCCCAUAUAGUUUAACCACUGUUUAUUCAUUUUUUUUAAAGAAAGAAAUGGCUUAGUGUUCAAAUCAUAUACGAUUGGAAAGACUCUUUAAAAUUAAAAUUCUGUUAUGUUUAAUUACACUACCACAGAUGCUGUGGGUUUUUGUUUUAUUGUAAAAAAAUAUGCAUAUAUUUGAUGGAUUAUGCAAAGUCCUAUAGAAAUUAACUUCUGAUGUAGAAAGUUAAGCCCAUCAGACUUUCAGAGUCAACAUUAGACUACUAUUAGUCAGCUUGAGUAUUUAUUUGUUUUUAUUUAUUCUAAAGUGAACGUUUUGUUUCUCUGCCUUACGAUAUAAACCACCCAAAAGAAUGGACAUUAUAAUAAAGGAAACAUCAUGGGAUAUAUGAAGCACCUGUUUUAUGGUUUUCAUGUUUGUGCUGUGUGAAUGUUUCUGAAGUUGUGAUAAUUUUGUCUUGUCACAUUCCAGAUGUUUGGCAUGCUUAAAAAGCACGGCUUAAUUUGUCUGCUACUCUCACACUGAAGUAAAUGCUUUUGGUGUGCUGUCUUACAGAUAUGGCCGCUGCUAAGUGAUGAUGUAGUUUUCUACUUGAAUAUUUUUGUUGUAGAAACCUCAGGAGGUCCUGUGUUUACCGUUAUUUUUUUAUGUAUGCCUUUUCCAUUUGAGCUUCCCUACUGAAGGACUCUAACAAAAAUAGACUACGAAGUAACUCCUGUUCAACCCCAAAUAGACAUAUAGAUUUAGAACUGGUCAUUUUAGAAACUUUCCCCAUUUUAGGGAAAAAGAAUCUAUUACUAACUUUAACGACUGAGUGAACUUCUACUUGUUACAGUUUGCAGGUACAUUCAUAGAAAAUUCAUAAACUAAAGUUCAUAUGCUGGAAGGAAACAAAUGGCACAUAAAAAUACAAAGGGGUGACUGAUUUAUUAUAAUUACAAGUACAGUAUUUACUGGGUGCCUUAAUCACCUGGAUGAUUUCAAUGUAAGCAUUGUCUCGAAGUAAAUAAGGCACAUUGCACAUUUGCUCUGAUCUGGUCUUACUGGGGUUGAGGAUUAGGGUCUUCUUCGGGGGGGGGGAAAGUAAUUGAAUAUAAAAAGCUUAAUAUCGCACCAUCUACUGUAAUGUUAGAAUGUCUCCUUAAAAACAUCCUCCAGCAAACGUCUCUUUAGCUGUGUAUACUUGACUAGUAUUUCUUAGUCUGCCUUCACUCUUUCACAAACAUAAGAAAACUUAAUUUUGAAUAGUAAUAUGGUUUUAAUUUUUUGAUAAGCUGCUGAAUUUUAAAGAAAAAAUUUUGGGGCCACCAAAUAUUUUGGAUCAUGCAAAGAAUAUAUAUAUAUUGUACUGUAGUAAUUUUGUAAUGACAUUUGUAUGAUGUAGUGAUAGAUGUGAAUGUUAAUCACUGCUUGGAUCUGUAAAUUGUUGAAAAUAAAUUGUUUACAUACAUCUCUAAA
Paramormyrops kingsleyae is the source of this 6202-nucleotide messenger RNA. The record is from RefSeq and is a predicted model, not a curated record. NCBI's taxonomy places the organism in Eukaryota, Metazoa, Chordata, Actinopteri, Osteoglossiformes, Mormyridae.